AUGGGCAAAACUUCUCGUGAUAAACGUGAUAUUUAUUAUCGUUUGGCAAAAGAGAAUAAAUGGCGAGCACGAAGUGCAUUCAAAUUGAUGCAAAUCGACGACGAAUUCCAUAUUUUGCAAGGAGUCACCAAAGCCGUGGAUCUUUGCGCAGCUCCAGGUAGUUGGAGCCAAGUUCUAUCGAAAAGACUUUACGAGGUUGACAGCGAUGCCAAAAUUGUGGCAAUCGAUCUCCAGCCGAUGGCUCCGAUUCCGGGGGUGAUUCAGCUCAAAGGUGACAUUACCAACGUGGAAACCGCCGAGAAAAUCGCUGAAUAUUUUUCUGGUGAGAAAGCUGACAUUGUGAUCUGCGAUGGAGCGCCAGAUGUCACCGGCAUCCAUUCGCUCGAUGAGUUCAUGCAAGCUGAGCUCAUCUUGGCCGCCUUCAACAUCACUUCAUUUGUGCUCAAACAGGGCGGUGUGUUUCUGGCGAAGAUUUUCAGGUCUCGCAACUCGUCGCUUCUUUACGCGCAACUUCGGAAAUAUUUCAAAAAGGUUUAUCUGGUGAAACCGCGCAGCUCGCGUCAGUCGAGUUGCGAGGCAUUCAUUUUGUGCAUGGAUUUCUUCUUCCCGCCGGGUUUCACGCCGACAAUGCAGAGAAUAAGCCUCGAUUUCGACAACCCGUUGGAGGUGCUUCCAAACGUGAUCGAUGGAUUUGUGACGUGUGGCGAUCUUAGCGGAUGGGAUAGCGAACAAUCUUAUCCAUUGGACAUCGACACCUCAUAUCCAAGAGGUGGUGUUAGAGGAGGAUUAGGCAAUUACGAAUUCGUCGAUGUUGUUCAGCCGCCAACCGAGCCCGCUUACAAAGAGGCGCUGGAAAUGAAGAAGACUGGGGUGUUGUCGAAAAUGGAGAACGAUUUGAACAAGGCGCUUCGCGAGAAGAAUCGCAUUGAGGCUCAGCGCAAGCAUCGCGAGAAGAAUGAGGCGAACGCUAGUGCAAAGGUGGAGCAGGUUGGAGAAGCCCUAGCCAACACUAAAUUGUGA
Messenger RNA from Caenorhabditis bovis, 1020 nucleotides. The record is from the annotation of a GenBank genome assembly. NCBI's taxonomy places the organism in Eukaryota, Metazoa, Nematoda, Chromadorea, Rhabditida, Rhabditidae.